GUGAUCUCAUUAUUGGUGGGAAUUUGCCCUUGGGAAGCAUUUUAGAGACUCCUGUCAGAGACUUUAAUAGACUGAAUCUUCCUUUCAAUACUGGGUAAGUUUCAGCUGGAGGGAAAACAUGCAUGAUAAUUAUUCUCUUUGCUUUAAAUUUAGGGACUUCUUUUCAGAAAUACUUCUAAUAUUUGUACUGCCCUGGUUUAGUGCACAUGUUCUGCUUUUCUCAAUAAAUUACCAAGCUCUUAAAAUCGGUUGGAAUUCUCAGUCUGUUCAUCAGGAAGAUGAUAAACCACAAAAAUGAAGAGGGGAGCUGUGCUGGCCUAGUGAAGAAGUCAAAUUAUAAUAUUAAUCUGAAGAGUAACUUGUGGUAGAAAAUUCAAAUAAAAGCUCAGCACUCUUCAAGUUUUGGGGACUUGCAAAAAUCCCUCUCAGUUUGGAAUCAGCCGUGCUGAUGAAUAAAAGCCUUCAUUAAAUCUAUGAGGUGACCCCCCACUGUAGUCCUGUGCUCAGCAAUCCUUAUCCCACCUGGACAAGCUGCUCCAAGAGAGCAGCUUAAAUAAUUACAGUGAAAGGGGGGCAAUUGGAAAGGAUUGCAGCCACUGCAGCAAUGUGAAUAUGGCAGGGAUGAUCGAGACUAUAAAACAAUCCAUAAUAUCCAUAUAAAGGCUUGUCUCCUUUCUCACAAAGUCAUCCAACUUUAGCCAAAGGAAAAGCUUUGAAAAAAUCCCCAACCAAUAAAAUUUGGGAGUUUCUUCCCCCAAAAGUCCCCCCAAACAGUGAAGCAAAUUCUAUAGCCAUGCACAAGAUUUCCUGUCAUGUUCUCCAAUGUUUUUCUCACUACAGAAUCAUCACCAGUUAUUACCAGCAGUUCCUAGCAUUGAUGUUUGCUGUCUCCGAAGUCAAUACGGAUUUUCUUCUGCUCCCCAACAUCACCCUUGGCUUCCACAUCUAUGGCCAUUUCCAGUGGGAGAUAUUUAUUUCCUUAGACAGCCUCUCCAUUCUCUCCUCAGGAGGCCAAGUGGUUCCAGGUUACAAAUGUGAUCAUCCGGACAUUCUGCUGUCGGUCAUUGGUGGUCUCAGUGCCAAAUCCUCACAACUGAUGGACUCCAUCUUCAGCAUUUUUAAGGUCCCACAGAUUCUUGCCUAUUUGAGGACCAUCCAGUUCAACAACAGUGUUGGAGAUGAAGUCUCCUUCUCAGAAGAUGGACUGGGAUCUGCUCAUUAUGAUCUUCUCAACUGGGUUCUCUUCCCCAAUAGAUCCUUUGCCCCCAUAAGAGUUGGGCAUGUAAAUCCUGAGGCUCCCCCAGGUCAGAAUUUCACCAUUAAAUCUGAUGGAAUCAUCUGGGCCACCAAGGUGAGCUGA
This is a messenger RNA of Thamnophis elegans (Western terrestrial garter snake), 1360 nucleotides long. Its product is annotated as vomeronasal type-2 receptor 26-like. Gene Ontology annotation, molecular function: G protein-coupled receptor activity. Gene Ontology annotation, biological process: G protein-coupled receptor signaling pathway. Gene Ontology annotation, cellular component: membrane. The record is from RefSeq and is a predicted model, not a curated record. The transcript has 2 exons. Lineage: Eukaryota; Metazoa; Chordata; Lepidosauria; Squamata; Natricidae. Bases 794 to 1360 code for a protein of 188 amino acids.